Porites evermanni is the source of this 8897-nucleotide messenger RNA. NCBI's taxonomy places the organism in Eukaryota, Metazoa, Cnidaria, Anthozoa, Scleractinia, Poritidae. The record is from the annotation of a GenBank genome assembly.
AUGCGAAUCUACAAAGCCAAGACGACCUUGAAAUGGUUCAAAAUGCUACCAAAGCCAACAACACGGUGUUGGAGGAUGGUUCUCGAGAUGCAGACAGUGAACAAACCAAAACCAAGGCAACAGUUGCUACUGCAAUUGAAAACAUUGCUCGCAUUUUGUUUCCAUUGGCAUUCAUUGGCUACAACAUUUUUUAUUGGACCUAUUAUUAGCAUUCAAAUAAACUAUCGUCUAUAGUAUCGUGGAAACGAACUUAAGAGGCAAUAGUAUUGGGAGCAAACUGAGCUAGCACUAAAACUUAGUAUCAUCAGCGUUUUUUUAAGUUAAAACAUAGAGCUCUCAAAGGGAGAUACACAUCAAGCAAUGCUUUUAAUGGGAAUAGAAGCGUUCACCUUCUAAAUUAUAUCUGUUUGGUUGCUGUUAUUGUUGUUGUCGUGUUUUUAAAAAUGUACACUGUAUUCAGCCAUCCCUAUUAUCAAACUCCGAAGAAAUGCAGGUGUAUGUAGAUUUGUAGAGUAUGUCAACUAUUAUAUCUAAUAGCAUGACUUGUAGGGAUAUUUGGCCUAAAUUCCACGAGUGAUAUUUCAAAAUUGUUAUGCGUAAUUUCACGAGCCGUUAGGCCAGUGAAAUUUGAGACAAUUUCGAAAUAUCACUAGUGGUAUUUAUAUAUGCCAAAUAUCACGUACAAAUCAUACUAUUAUUUGUUUAAUAUACUACUACCCGCAAAAGGUUUGUAAUUUUCACAUGUAGGUGUUUCAAAUUUAUGCUGAAAUACCACUGCUCUAGGCCAAUCAAAUUGCAGAAAUUUCUCCUGUAGUAGUAUAAAGGCUGUUAUAAUUAGGAACAAUUACGAGAAAAUUGUUGUACACGGCUCCUUUAAUUCUGCUUCCAAGUCGUUAAUAGAGACCUUUAGAGUCUAUGACGAGGACAACUAGGAGAACAGGGUCAAUUCACCAUUUUCAAACAUCCUCGGAGACCCAGGGGCGGUCAGUUGGGUCAAAAAAAACUGCGGCGAAAGUUUUCAAAAACUGGCAGGAGAGCCCCGAGGAUCCUACUCUUAACGAACCAGUUCCACGACUUAUUCGAAUGCUUGUCUGUGAUUGGGCAGAAAAAAUAUUUCUGUGCCCAAUCAGAGGCCAGCAUCAAACUUACAGUAAAAUAUCGUCCUUGUAGUUGGUCCCUGCCCUCGAAUCUAAAAUUGUCAAAUGAUAUGUAGACCUACUGGAAUAAAUACUAGUGUACUCCCAAGGAUAACACGCGUCUUCACACUCACGUGGCCAAGAUCUUUGCAAAAUGACUUCCGCGUAAUCUUAUCCAAUCAGCAGUCAGUAUUCACGCAACCUGCCACAACCUGAUUUGUUGCAAGAUGCUGUUUAAACGUGGUGGUAAAACGUGCCACAUCACGAUUCAACUCAUUUUGUUACAAUGUUUCGAAACAAGUUGCACUUUUUUACUGCACUUUUUACCGUUGCUUAAGAUGGCGAGUACUGAGAGCUUUGUUCCUUCAAUUAACCAUUUUCACGUUGCCUAUAAUACACUUUGUUUAACCCCCCCCCCCCCCCCCCCCCUCUUUUUUUUACCCCCCCCCCCCCCCCAAAUUCUGUAUAACUAUUGUUUCUUUUCUUCUGGGUAUGGCCGUGGUCCGAAAAGGAAAUAAAGACAAUGUUUUGGCUGCAAAAUUUUGUGGGGCGAACAAUGUCCAUCAUGGGCAAUGUGAGAAUGGUGUCCUUGGGAAAUCUUGAAGAUCCAAAUAAGGAUUGCUAAUUAAAUCGAAACUUUGGCCAAUUCGGGCACCCUUUGCUCUUUCUCACGCAGUUCGAAUAUAUCAAGUUCAUACAUUUAUUUUUUAUUAAAAAGCAACUCAUUACAGACACACUAUAUAUUUUUUCUUUUUGCUCGACAUUUUUUGUCGUGGUUUGAGAGUUCAUAAUUUGUGUGUUGCGCUAUUUUGCUAUUAGUCUUUGCUUUCUAAAGUUUUGACAUAGUUGGCAAAUUUAGCCCAAUAGCGUUGUUUUUGACCAAGCAUGCGUCAAAUUGUCGUGAAAUAAAAGAAAUUUUAUCGAUGAGGCUUGAUGCAUGGCUAGCCUUUACUUAAAUUAUACUAUAUUGUAUUUCGCUUUAAGUGGAAACACGCUGUGAACGUGCAUUCACUUUAAUAACGUACAAAGUACCUUGGAGGCUUACAUAAAUUUUAUUUGAUUGCCACCAUGAGCAGCUUUAUCGUGAAUUUGUGUUCUUGUUUGCUCAAAUUUGCGAAUCCCUAAACAGUUUUUCAAAAUGUUUACACGAAGUACGCUAGUAAGCUUCAAAUCGCGUUUUCGCUGAGCUGUGAAUGCAACCUGGGCCCACCUUGUUCACUCAGCUAGGGCUCGUGAUCAGAUCAGUAAGACUUUUUGAUAAAUUCCCAACUGAUUGCUUGUUCCUAUAGGUGUUUAUUUCUAUUUAAUACUCAUUAGGACGUCUUCUCAGCUGUUGAGUUAUUCUCGACGGGAUUAGGUAUUGACUGCUGGGAAAAUUCGUAUUCAAUUUGGACGUUCUAACUAUUAUACACAAAUGAUAAGGUUCCUAAGCGUUAUUGUUUUUGAUCACAAUCGCCUGCUUAAAAUAUUUUCAUAUUAGCAUAAAAAUUCAAUUAGACUGAUACACGGGUGGAAAUUAUUAUACUCAUAUCACAGCACAUUGAAAGGUUUCCAUUUUCUUCGUGAAAGUUUGCGGUGAGUGUAGCAUUUAUUUUCGUCCAGCCUUUCGUCAAGCUUCAUAUUGGAAACUUUGCGCCGCUUAUACCUAAGAAAAUGAGCUGAGUGACUUUUUUUCCCACAAAGCUUCCACCAUUGUUAAGCCUUGAUUGCAGAACGAACAAUUCACAAAUUCUCAAGUUUAUUCUAGUUCUUUCAUACACAAGGAAAAGACCUGUUUCAAACGCAGAACUUCUCAUGACAAUUAUGCAUGCAUACUACAUGAAAAUCGAUUUUCUGUGGUUCGACAGGUCCAAAUUGAAAAAAAGUUAGACUGUUGAUUUAGAUGCCGAACUUAUACAGUUUUGGGCAAAAAAAAUGCAAUAGGGUCGUCACAGAGAUUGUUUGAACAUUCACACCUGAAACAAAGCCGCUCCGAGUUCGUUUCAAAAUCGAAACUCCCAGCAGAACCAGACGGGAAGAGCGGUUGAGUCGCUUCAAACUGAAAACGUUAUAUCAGAUUUCGACACCGAAAGUUUCAUAUAUUACUUAAUUCAAUGUAUUAGGUUUAUUAGGAAUCUAAAAUGUUUGGCGUCUCAAUCUGGUCGAAAAGACAUAAAGUUCCAUCCAAAAAUUGCUCACUUCCUACAUGAUGACGUCAUGUUUCAUCCUGUUUUUACAGGCAAAGACUAGACUUAAUACACCGGAAAUAAAUAAUAUUUGCUUGGUGUCCUCAGGAUGAACUGAAACUCAUAUGCAAGAUAUCAAUCAUUUCACGUUUUGCUCAUUCAGUAUUACUCACAAUACUUUGAUGGUCGCCAAUAAAUAAAUGUCACUUAAAAAUGCAUUCAUUUGGUCACUGCCGAAUUUCCAUAUGCCUUAAAAAUAAUAGUGCUGUUAUAAAAGGCUUAUUUUAUGUUCGCACAGCACGACUUCUUAUAUUUACUGUUGUUAAUGUUAAGUAAAAGUACUACAUUUAAACGUCUUCAACAAGGACACCGAACGGACAGACUGUGUCACAGAGCCCGCGUUAUAGAGUUAGGAGUUUUAUGACUUCCCCUUCAUGCUGAAUCUUUUGCACUAUGCAGCUCAGUGAAGCAUCCCUACUCGAGGCAAAUCUUUGUUCACGCCACUGUUUACACUUUUGCUCAUUACCAAAAAUAGUAACCAAUAGAAGACUUCGCCGAUGAAGUUGAGUAGUUUGUGCAAGUUUUAGCUAUUUGCCAUCAACAACAAAGGAAAUAGAAUCAAUCAUAAACUGUACGAUUGCUCGGUGGCAGAAGCGUUAAUGAGCUCAUCAUUUUUUGUAAAAAUCGUUUGUUUUUUUCCAAGGAGAAUUCCAGUGGAAAUAUUUGGUAGAUAGGGUUCAAAUUGUCAGAGAAAACUGAAAUUGUUAUGACUCUUUCUGACUCUUAUUGUUACUAACGGUUUGUGUUCACGUAUAGAUACAAGAUGAAAAAACUACCAUGUUUUUUCGCUGCGCUUUUGCUGAGUCAAGCAAAACUGUAAGUAUCCGCUUUUAUUUAUUUAAUCGCAAAUCACAAAGUAUUCAACCAUUUUUUCAUACAUUAUAGAUGGUGAAAAUCUUAAAACUUCUUCCUCUUAUUUAUUUUCACAGAAUAUCUUGUGAAGAUGGUGUUAUAACGGAAUUGUUUAAGGACUACGACAAAGCAAUCAGGCCAAAUCACGGUAAAUAUGUGCAAAAAUAGUCUGUAAAAUAAUAGCUUGUAAAAAGAAAAAUGCAUAUUGUUUUUUCAAGUAAACUUUUUAAAUCCUGAAUAGGGCUUUCCUUGUUUGUUUUUUUUUUCAAGGAAGGGGUAAGCCAGUAACGAUUCGUUCAUCGAUUUAUGUGGAAUCCUUUGGAAACAUAGAAGAGGCCAAUAUGGUGAGAUAAAUGCGGAUUAAAUUAAGAUUUUAUUAGUUGUUAAUUAACUGAGAUAAUAAAAGUGUUCCGGUUGGUUGCUGAAAGUUAAAAAAGAAAAAAAGGGAGCUCCUCGAGUUAGAGAAGAUGAUAAAAGGAACCAAAUCGAGGCCUGAAACUGGAAAAUGAAGUGAUCUGUAUAAAUUCUAAUUUUUCGGGUAUGAAGAUUGGUGUGUGCUCACUAGAUGAAGGCACUGGAAAGAUAGAUAAGUAACUAGACGCGCAUUAAUUAAUUAAGAAUUUUGCAUGUUAUUUACUUUCUUUUCGUUUUAAUUUCAGGAAUUCAAGGCAUAUAUCUAUUUUCGUCAGUUAUGGAAGGAUCUUCGCCUGACAGGAAGGGUCAACGACACUUUCACCAUACGAGGUGGAGAGGUCGACAAUAUCUGGACCCCAGAUCCAUAUUGCUACAAUGCACGUGAAUCGAAUAUGAUGACACCCAAUGAAGAAGUAAAUGUUAAUGUACAGAUUUCCCCCAACGGAAACAUAACAUCGAGCAGAGGGUACGAAUUAGUUUUUCUCUGAGGAGUUAUUUUGAGCUGUUCAGUUGACCCGUUUCCAGGGAGGAACAAUAGUACAAUGAUGAACUUCAGGGCGCGGGAAAUAAUGCAAGCGCGCCAAAAAGGUGUGGAGCCCAAAGAGUGAUCAGCGUUAAAGUUCUCCUUGUAAUAUCAAUGCUUUGUAAAACAGGGUGGUCAUGAGAAUUACGGAAAUGAUCAAACAAGAUGAAUUUGCUUAAUAUUUUAUCAACUUCUCCCCACUACUUCUGUAGGAAAUGAAUAGGGGCAACAAAUGAGAAUUCAAAUUUUGAUCUUACGGUUUAAAGGGUUGAGGCAUUACACGGCCCGAUGUUUCUAUAUAGAAAGUGGGGGGAAUGCAACGAUGUUAUCAUGUUUGUGUGUCGACAAUAUCUGGACCCCAGAUCAAUAUUGCUAUAAUUCACGUGAAUCGAAUAUGAUGACAACCAAUGAAGAAGUAAACCUCUAUGUAAGGAUUUCCCCCAGCGAAAAACAUAGCAUCGAGCUGAGGGUACGAAUCAGUUUAACCCUGAAACCCUUUAUUUUGAGCAGUUCAGUUUGAAGGGAAGGAUAAUUGCGUAAAAAUGUUUAAAUUGAUUUUGUUUUUGUUUUUUUGGGGGAGGGGGAGGAAAUUUUAGUAAACUUACGCAAAAGGACGGGAGAGGAAAGAAGACGGCAAUCCUUGUGUGACAAGCGUGGCAAUAAUUUCUUUGAAAAGACUUUCCGCCAAACAUCACCUUCCUUUAAAAAGAUCUUUCUGUAAAAGACCAGAAAACAUUAAUGUUAAGUGAAGAUCACGACAAAACACACAAUUAAUUGCCCUGUCACGUUUGUCACACACAAACGAUUUGCCGUCCUCUUGUUUCUGCUGUCCUGUUGCGUAAACUCACUAUUAAUAACCAUAGGGCACGUAAGGAAUUGCAGUUGAUAUUAAUAAAGGCAUUACAUGGCGAUGUUUCUUUAUAUAGGAUACUGGAAAGGCAACAAGUUAAGUGAUGCAUAUCAACCGGAAGUGAGUCCUUUUCCAAGUUUGCAAAAAAGUCCACUUCCGGUUGACCUACGUCGCUCAAAAACGUCGUUGCUUAAGCUCCCUGAUGGCAUUAUGUGAUAGCAAGGUAGUCGCCUGUUGUUGUUUUUUAUUUGUUUAUGUGUUUUUUUCAACCUCAGGGUAACUUUACUUGCUUCUUGUGUGAUGGAUCUCCGAACCUUCCCACAUGAUUCUCAGCAAUGCCACCUCAAGUUUGGAAGCUGUAAGUUUUUUUUUGUUUGUUUUUUUUUACCGUGAUUAAUGUUAAAAAUGUCAUCCUAUGUUUUGCUAUUCCUGGUCUAAAGGGAUUUUCUACGAAAUCCUCUCCAGUUAAUUUAAUUGCAUGGUUAAAAGAGAUAAAAGUGUUGGCUAUUCUCUCCUUAAGAGUUUGGUUUCUUUUGCUAACGAGACCAGUGAAAGAAAUCCCUGGGAACAGCCAUCACUGUCCAUAUGCAGAAGCCCAUAACUUCCAUACCAGUCCGAUGGGAGGUUUCCGUGUCCGUGAAGUGCGGUUUGACUCUACCUAUAAGAGCGCAAACUGUUCCUCCUGUUUACUUAUAAACUUUUUAACGUUUUAUACUCGCCUCAUCCAAACAUUGUUUAACUAACAAUGAUGGUGUUUUUUUAAAUAUAUAUAGACUCGUAUACAGCUAGCGAUAUCGUUUACGAAUGGAUUCCUGGUGAGGUUCAGUUUGGAAACAAAGAGCUAUCUCAGUUUCAGCUCAAGGGCUCCGAGUUAUCAUCUAAAAUAGAAGUUUUUUCUGUAGGUGAGCAUAACAUUCUUUGUUUUUUAUCUCUGGCUCCAGUUGUCUGUCGCUGUUUUUCUCGUUGAGCUUCCCUGGCCUGUCGCCUACUUUUUUACUUUUCUUUCUCUAUUUUCUAAAUUUGUGGACAUGACAAUUAAUCUAAGCUUAAAACUUUAGGUAACACAGAAACAAUUUCCGCUUUCCGUUUUCGUCUUUAUUGACUUUUAAGUUGUCUCUGCUUUACAAGAAGCGGGUGGCUAAGCGAUUUCCCGCCAAAAUAACUUCGAGUUGCAUUUAGCUUGCCAUACUUGUGGGCGGACGUACGGUCACGUGAUUUCUAAAAUUUCUCGGAUGGGUAGAUUACCAGAUUUUCUUAGGUAUGGGGCUACGCUCUCGCGCGCGUGGAGCUCCGCUUCAAAUAACGCAAAAAAAAAAAUGGUCAUUUCGAAUAUUGAGCCUUUAGUUAUACUGUCAGCCACGACAUCAGAAACUUCAAUAACCUUAUCAAAAUUGAUUUUUCUGUUAUUCAAAAUGGGUAAAACAGACAGUUUCAAACCAAACCCUCACGUUAGAACGGACUUGUCGUUAUUUAUUUGUUCAAUGUAUGAAUAAAAUGGUUCGCAAAUCCUCAAAACUUACUUAACUUGUACUUAAUUUUUAGGGAACUACUCGACAAUAACAGUCACGUUUUCCUUCGAAAGACGCAUCGGCUACUUCCUCAUUCAAGUCUACUUUCCAGAUAUUUUUGUUGUGAUGCUAAGUUGGAUCGUCUUUUGGAUGGAAAAAGACGAUAUUGGCAACAGAAUGGCUCUUGGAAUCACCACCAUACUCACAAUCAUGUUCCUUCUUGGAUCACUUAAUGGCAACCUACCCAAAGUCAGUUACCCAAAAGCCCUGGACUGGUAUCUACUGGUCUCCUUCAGUUUUGUGUUUUUCUCGCUGAUCGAAUGCAUGAUAGUGUAUCUCUUCGUGGCUGAAGCCAAACAAGACAAACAAAAGCCGAUAAAAGUCAUGGUAAAUGGAUUCAUGUUAGCCAGAAAGAUGACUUGACUAUUCAAGACUGCACUCACGCCGACGAUAACAUAUUCCACCCUCUUAUGAAACCCCUGGGUUCAAACCUUUGUUUAUUAACUUACUUAUUUAUUUUUAUCUUUUUUAUGUAUGUAUUUGUUUUUUGUUUUUUUUUCUCUGGAGGUAGUUUGGCCAAGCGGUUAGGGCGCUGGGGCCCGUUUCUCGAAAGUCCCGAUAAAUAACGGGCCCGGUAAGGUGUUGCCGUUUACAUCAAAGAUCGAAGUUUCAAUAGUUCUGCAGCUAACAUGAUAAAAUUAUCAGUUAAUGAAACAAAAUGGAGUAGUUUGCCAGCCAGGACCCACGCUCUUCUUCUUUAUAUUUCGAUUUGAACAUUUGAUUUCGGGCCCGAGAAGUUACCGGGAAUUUCGAGAAACGGGCCCCUGGACUUGUACUUUGGAGGUCCCCCAAGUUCAAGUCUGGCCCUGAUCGCUGGCUGGAUUUGUUCUCCGUAGUCCCGAGUUCAAAUCCUCGGCCACUCUAGUAAAUAGCCCCGUUUGGCUCACCUCCUACCAGGUAGGAUUCUUUCAACCUUGUUACUUGUCAUUUAAAUUCAUUAUUAUUAUCAUAUUAUUAUUUAAUUUAUUAUCCCUGAAAAGCCCCACAAGGCAGGGGGAUGAUAAUUACGUACUAUUUACUUAUGUAUCUAUUUUUCAGGAAAAUGGCGCCCCCCUCUCGGAAAAAGUCUUUUCGUCUCUAACGUCACUUGUUAGCUUCAGAGGUAAAAAAUCUGGAAACGAGGGCAUGAAUCAGGAACCUGGCAACGAGCUUGAGAUGGUGAAUGGUGCUUCUAAAGCCGACAAGGCCGUAGUGGAAGAUGGAUACCAGGACGACACAAGCACAUUUCAUAAAAUGCAAAAGAUCGCAAACGCAAUCGAUAAAGCAUCGAGAUUUUUGUUUCCAUUUAUCUUUAUAUGCUUCAAUAUUUUUUACUGGACAUAUUAUUAG